UUUCGUCGUCGAGGGCAGCAAUCUAGCAGGCUAGGACAACGGCUAAUAAUAGCCCGGGUUUUGGGGUGCCGCCGUACCUGUAUACGUAUGUAGCGGCGAGCGAAAGGCAACGGCAACGGCAGCGGGAGCAGCAUCGUCGGCACCAGCGACGGCAUCGGGCGGCGCAAGAAGAAGAAGAAGCAGGAGGAGAGCCAGUGGAAAAUCUGAGCUAGCGCGGUGACGGUCCGCUGCUUCUUUAAAAGAUCGUUGUCGGUCGGUCGGUCGGUCGCGUACCGCUCGCUCCCCGUCUCGCGACUUUUUCGUCGUCCUCGAUUUCUCUCUCCCGUGUUUCCGCUUGCGCCCCGUGCUCCGACUUUUUCCAAUUUGUUUUUUUUUUUUUCUGUUUUUUUUUCUCGUUUGGUUUCGUCUUCUUCUUCUUCUUCUCCUCCUUCUUCUCGAUAUCUUUUCCCUUUUAUUGUUCUCUCUUUCUCUCUCUCUCUCUCUUUCUCUUGCCGCAAUUCUUCUUCCGAACCCCACGAUCUUCCGUUCGAGAGUUUCACAAGCGAUAUCGCAAGCCCGUUUGAAAAUAUUUUCCCUCCCUCCCUCCAUAUUUAGUCUACGUAACAUGUUUCCUCUCUAUCUUUUUCUCAUCUAUUUUCGAAAGCUCUUCUAAUUCUCUCUCUCUCUCUCUCUCUCUCUCUCUUUCUUUCUCUGUCUAUCUCUCCGCUUCUUUCGAGCGCGCUUUCCGUUGUCCCGUCUCCUUUCGAAAAGCGAGGGAAUUUUGGGCGCACUUUUCGAAAAAAAAUACCAGAUUAAAGAAGAAAAAAAAAAAAAACCCCUCCCGAGUGAAAAACGAGGAACUAACUGGUAACGGAGAGUAACAGGGGGGGAAGGUUUGUUCGCGUGUGCCGUACAAAGUUUUUCGAAGCAAUACACGAAAGAUAAAGAAAUGUAAUUGAAAGAAAGACAGAGGAAAAUGAAGAAAUGAAAUCUCAACGGUGUACGCGAAAGAUCAGUGUCGUGUUUCCGUUGUCAAAAUAAGACAAAUAAUAACGAUGUUAUAAAAAGAUCGUAUGCUAUAAUAGAAGAAAUACGUCAUCGUCGUCAUCAUCUUUCGUAUCGUCAACAUUUAUUAUCAAGGGCGGGCAACGCGAAUUAAACGAUCUAUAAUUAAAACGGACUAUAAAACAAAAACCUAAAAAAGAGAAACGUUCAAAUCCCACCGUAAAGCGUGUAAAGGAGAAUAUCGAGUACCGACGCAAUGCCGAAUCUCAUGUUGCCGCGUAACGCUGCCGGUAUAUUUUUAAUCAUCGCCUAAGUUGCGACAUCGAACAAACAAACAACGAAAGCUAAUCAAUAAACCGAUCGACCGAAUCCUCGUUGAAUCGAUACGAGUCGAAACGGUGCGCGUGUGUGUGAAAAACAAAAAAAAAAAAAAAACAUACAUUAACGUGCACUGCACCCGCUGCAGAUGAGUCGGAAAUAUUAUACGAUAAAAGAGGUGGAAGAGGAGGUAUUCCGCGACCACUUCGCCGCGGUCCUCUUGUUACUUUUGCCCGCACUAUCGAGACGCAUUACCUUCCCACCUAAGGCGACGUCACGCUUCUGACCACCCGAAAACGUCGAGGGUCGCCGAGCGUUCGACGAAAACAUAAACAGGGAGGAUCGAGACGAGAGGGCGAAAUAAAUAAAUAGAGAGAGAGAGAGAAUCGAUUCCGCACCGUUUUGAGAAAAGAGAUCGGGUCGAAGGUCGAGAACUCGUCGGAGGAAGAGAAAUCGGACGUCGAUUUCGAGAAUCCCGCCGCUGCCGAUGAGAGCGACUCCUCGCCGUCGUCGUCGUCUUCACCGUAGUCGUCGGGAGUUUUUAUUAUUUUCCAACGGCUGCAACCGCUUCCUCUGAGGGAAACGAACGUUACAUACCGCAGAGCUACGGUAGUGCGCUUACAGCGGCCAACGUGCUUCUCCACUAUUCGAUGGAUGAGUUCCAUCCGUUUAUAGAAGCUUUGCUACCUUUCGUCAAGUCAUUCUCGUACACGUGGUUCAAUCUACAGGCGGCUAAGCGGAGAUAUUAUAAAAAACACGAGAAACGAAUGAGCCUUGAAGAGGAGAGACAGUGCAAGGAGGAACUUCAGAACGAAAAGUUGGAGGUCAAGCAGAAAUGGGCGUCGAGAUUGUUGGGAAAAUUGCGAAAGGACAUCACUCAGGAGUACAGGGAGGACUUCGUGUUGAGCAUAACGGGGAAGAGGCCGGCCAUGUGCGUCCUCAGUAAUCCCGAUCAGAAGGGAAAAAUGCGCAGGAUCGACUGUCUGCGUCAGGCCGACAAGGUCUGGAGACUCGAUCUCGUCAUGGUGAUCCUCUUCAAAGCUAUUCCUCUCGAGUCUACCGACGGCGAGAGAUUAGAAAAAACGGCAGAAUGCGCCCAACCUGGCCUCUGCGUAAACCCUUAUCACAUCAACGUCUCCGUCCGAGAGUUAGACCUUUACUUGGCUAACUUCAUCACCAGCCACGAGGUUCUCAACGGGAUCUGCAAUACCAGUAAAGACGAAGAGAGAAGACGAAAAGGUGGCUAUCACGAACUCUACAACGGGGUCGUCUGCAACGACACGAUCCUAGCAACCGGUGUCUUCAGUUCCAAAGAAUUGUGGAUGCUGUCAAAAGCUUCCAUACUGCAUGACCUCAGCGACAUGCAGCCCCAAAUAAACGCGAUCAAAAUAGAGCACCCGCCGUACUACUGCAGCAGCUAUACACCGCCGUCGGCUACCUCUGCAGACCAUGCACAACCUGCGGCCAGCUUCAGUCCCCCACCUGUACACCAGCUCAUAAGAAACGACAAGACUGAAAAAGCACCGACAGUAUCUGUGUCCAGUGCGUCAAACUUCUCUCCUGUCUUAAGGCCAGAAGAUGCUCACCGUGGAGUUGACUCUCCUCACUCUCAGACUGGGUUACAUUCUCCUCAUGAAGGAUUAGCCGGAGGUUCCGGGCAGAGCAUGUCGGGGCUAGCCUAUUAUCAACCGGAACAUCCUGGGACUACGACGGCGGCAAAGUAUCCGGAGAACGGCCACGACACCCUGUCCGAUUUUGUCACGUUCGUUUGUCAAGAAGCGGAAAAUACUCAGCAAUUACCUCAGACGCAGCUGACCGGACCCCGUGGUGGUAUGCAAAAGUUUUCACAGUAUUACCCAAGUUCGAUGCUUCCGCCCCCGCCACCGGCGCCGAUGGCACGUCCCGUAGCGAUAAUAAGAUCGACGGGCGAAUUGACGGUGACGACGGCCGGCUCACCCCCGACGUCACCGAGCGACCCCGGAGACCAGCUGGGCAACAGCACCGAUCAAAUGACGGCGGCCGGUCUGGUGAGCUCGUCUUGCCAAGGCUCCGUUGACCCCGGGGGAAGGAAAAGCCCGACGAGGAUCCUCGUCGCCGCACCGCACACCAGCCGAGAAUACACCUUCGCUCAUUUUCACUCUCAACCCGGACAGCAAAUAUUCACCUACCCGACGAUCGGUUCGAUGUCCGGCGUUAUCUCACCCACGAACUUGUCCCUAUUUUCGUCGCCCGCUUCCGUCAGUCGUCCCGUAGCGACGCAGAGAUCCGUUAGCAACGUACCUCCCCGUUGGAGCGCGGCGCCUUUCAUCAAUUUGGAGGACGAUUACAACAUGAUAGCUCCGAUAAUAGCGGGUACAGCGAGCGAACCCCCUUCGGCUAUGGACGAGGACCGGUACUUUCAUUCGGUCCACGCAAACAGUGGGUUGGAUAAGAGCGGGGCUGGUGGAAUGAUGGGUACCGAACUUGGUGUAACGAAUGAUCCUUCGGGUCACCAUCACCAUCACCAACAACAACAGCAGCAGCAACAGCAACAGCAACAGCAACAGCAACAGCAGCAACAGCAGCAACAGCAACAACAGCAACAACAACAACAACAACAACAACAGCAGCAGCAGCAACAAGUGAUGCAGGAUAAAUGCUGUCGGCCUAAAUCCUCUCCGUGACACCGGGGGAUUUCUCUCUUUCGCUUCAACUUCUUAAAGUUUUUAUCAUUUUUAUUGUUACUAUUACCACGAUCAUCUUUAUCGUUGUUGUCAUCAUUAUCAUUGUCAUUAUUAUUAUUACUACCACUAUUACUGCUACUACUACUACUACCACUACUACUACUACUACUGCUGCUACUACUACUACUACUACUACUACUAUUACUACCACUACUACUACUAUUAUUAUUAUUGCUAUUAUUAUUAAUAUUUUUGAUAACAACGAUACCAGAAACUAAAAAGAGAACUAACAUUUUCUUACUGCUGCGAUUAGGCAGAAGAUUAAUAAUCUGUAACUACUACUACUACCACUACUUUGUUCGAAUUGAAUCAACAGUGCUUGAAACCGGAGAUGAGAAAGGAAAAGAAUUAUUUUUAAUCGUUAUUCGUAAUAAAAAAGUCAUCAUAAUUUUCCGUACUACUCAAACGUAUACAUUACAUUAAUCACCAUACGAUGAUAAUACUAUAAUAAUGAUAAUGAUAAUAAUAAUAAUAAUAAUAAUAAUGAUGAUGAUGAUAAUAAUGAUAAUAAUGAUCAUGAUUAUGAUGAUUGAUUGAUUAAUGAUAAUGAUGAUGACGACGACGACGACGACAGCGAUAUUGUCGUUAUCGCAAGUACGGAAGGUGCCUUUUCACCGUCACUAUUUUGAUAAAACCAUUAAUAAUAAUGAUAGUAAUAAUAAUAAUAGUGAUGAUCAUAAUAAUAGUAGUAGCAAUAAUAACAAUAACGAUAACAAUAAUAACAAUAACGAUAAUAAUAACGAUAAUAACAAUAAAUAAGAAUUGCAACACCAACAACGAUUGAUAUUUAGAAAAUGUGUACGAGUGUGUGUGUGUGCGUGUGUGUGUGUAUCUCCUCAUGCAGUUCAUACAGUCACCCACGUUUGCCUUUAUCGAUAUUUAUAUAUGAUAUAUUAUUAUAUAUAAUAACAAUAACGAUACUGUAAUUUAAUAUCGAGGAGAACCUAAUUUACGUAUACAUAAUAAUUGAAUACUUAUAAACGCAACGUAAACCUAAACGUAAUGCAUAAUAUUAAUCUUGUAUUAUUAUUAUUAUUCUAGUUGUCCACUGCAAGUUAUAUGGAACUAUAAAUUUACGUCAGAAAAUUCGUAAUUCGUCGAUAACGAGGACAAUUUCAGAAAAAAAGCAAGAUCAAACGAACAAAAUAAGAAAUGGAGCGUCCUUUGCAUUAUAGGAUAUCCCGCGAUCUGAGUAAUUUUUUUGAAACGUAUAAAAAAAAACGAGAAAAUUCAUCUAUGAUUGAAUCUAUGUUGAAUAGAAGGAAAAAAAAAAAAUUUGAUAGGGAAGCAAUAAUGAAAAAACGAAAGAAAUGCUGCAGCAAAUUGAAUGAAAAAAGGAACGACAUCGUUAUAUUUGGGAGACUGAUUUUUCAUUCGCAAUAAAAAUGUAAUAAACUUUGACUUAAAAAACAAAGCGAAAAAGAAAAAUUAAAAUAAUCAAAACAUAAUGAUAGACGUGCAUAAAUGAUGUCAUUUAUUUCAUUAUUCGUAUUUCAUUGUUUUCGUUGCAAUUGAUCCGAUGAUAUGAUACAAAAUUAUUGAAAUCCGAUUACGAAUUUCUAUACGAUAUCAUUGUCAUUGAAAUUCUUUAUUCCUCCUUGUUUUUUACAGUCUUGGUUGAUUAGCCUUAGCUUUGUUGUAUUUAUUUCUCUGAGAUAUUUAUACGUAGAACGUGUAAAAUAGAAGUUUUUACCGGGACAAAGUCGACUAAUAAGUUUGUUGUUUUACAUAGUAACACGGUAUUUUUCAAACAGUAAAAAAGAAUAGAACAAACGAAAAAAAAAAACGCCGACGAUUGAUCCGCGGUUGGUGAUUUGCUCAA
Messenger RNA from Athalia rosae (coleseed sawfly), 5847 nucleotides. It is a transcript of the gene NfI, whose product is annotated as nuclear factor 1 C-type. The transcript has 13 exons. The record is from RefSeq and is a predicted model, not a curated record. Lineage: Eukaryota; Metazoa; Arthropoda; Insecta; Hymenoptera; Athaliidae. Gene Ontology annotation, biological process: regulation of transcription by RNA polymerase II. The coding region runs from base 1953 to 3965 and encodes 670 amino acids. Gene Ontology annotation, molecular function: DNA-binding transcription factor activity, RNA polymerase II-specific; RNA polymerase II cis-regulatory region sequence-specific DNA binding. Gene Ontology annotation, cellular component: nucleus.